This is a messenger RNA of Polyodon spathula (Mississippi paddlefish), 666 nucleotides long. RefSeq names its product neurogenin-1-like. The record is from RefSeq and is a predicted model, not a curated record. The coding region runs from base 1 to 666 and encodes 221 amino acids. Gene Ontology annotation, molecular function: protein dimerization activity. NCBI's taxonomy places the organism in Eukaryota, Metazoa, Chordata, Actinopteri, Acipenseriformes, Polyodontidae. The transcript has a single exon.
AUGUGCUCCAGCAUGGAAGGCAUCUACUCAGACUUGGACAGCUCUAGCUACGACCAGUCCUUCUCCAUCACAGACGAUGAAGACUCCCGCAGCAGCAUGAUCACCCCCUCCCCUUCCUCAUCCCUCGGCCAGCCUUGCUCUCCGGCGGUCAGCCAGGAGCCAGCUGUCCAGGAGCAGCCAGAGAAGAAGAGGCGGAGGGGCCGCGGUAAGGGCGAUGGCGUCCUGCACACAAUCAAAAAGAACAGACGGGUGAAGGCGAACGACCGGGAGAGGAACAGAAUGCACAGUCUGAACGACGCGCUAGACAGGCUCAGGUGCGUUCUCCCCGCCUUCCCGGACGACAGCAAGCUCACUAAGAUCGAGACCCUGCGCUUUGCACACAACUACAUCUGGGCGCUGUCAGAGACCAUUAGAAUAGCGGACCGGGAGAAAACGAGCGAGGGGUCCACCAUGCUCCCUGCAGGGCUGAGCCGGGUUGCAGAUGCCCCCAGCCCGGGCAGCGAAGCCUGCUCGUGGAUGUCCAGUGGCUCCUCCUCGUCAUCUCCAUCCUACGGCCCCUCUAACCCCAGCAGCCCCGCUACAUCUGAGGACUAUGGAUUUGUACAGACGGACAGCCUCUAUCACAACUACCACAGCUUCGUAACAGGCAUCUACUGUCAGAAUUAA